This is a messenger RNA of Ramularia collo-cygni, 2298 nucleotides long. RefSeq names its product related to SHK1 KINASE-BINDING protein. The coding region runs from base 1 to 2298 and encodes 765 amino acids. Gene Ontology annotation, biological process: regulation of DNA-templated transcription; peptidyl-arginine N-methylation. Gene Ontology annotation, cellular component: cytosol; nucleus. NCBI's taxonomy places the organism in Eukaryota, Fungi, Ascomycota, Dothideomycetes, Mycosphaerellales, Mycosphaerellaceae. The record is from RefSeq and is a predicted model, not a curated record. The transcript is spliced from 4 exons.
AUGUCAAUGCAACAAGAAGAAUCGCCACCAGCCCUCUUCAUAGGCCAUCAUGAAUCGCAACGCACUCUUCCCGUGAGCAGCCAAUUCCUCGGACAGGCACAAGCAGCGGGAUAUGACCUUCUUACCGCACCCAUCACGACCGACGACUUCCAGUCAAGAGUGCUGGCCAAACUCGGCGAUCAUGUGCAGAAGCUUCAAGCCGCAUCAUCAGCGUCCGAUCGUGUUCCUCUACCCAUGAUUUCACCUUUGAUGCCAAAGGACACGGAUUUCACGCCCGAAGACAGCAACAGCUCCAUCAUUGGAGUCGUCAGUCCGUGGAUCGACUUGGGCUCGCCAGAUCCUCUCAUUGCGCACAUCAGCCGACAAGUCUUCAACUUGGAAGUUGCCUAUGCUUCGUUCUGUGGUGUCAGCAAUGUUCUCGUCCACGGUCCAAUCGCUGGCUCCGACACUACCCAAUACUCUCGAGCCAUUCUCGAGGGUUUGAGUCUCGGACCUUACGUUCAGUUGCAAAUCAUCAUGCCGAUGACUGGCGAGCUGGAGCUGGAAGGCGCCGAGAGCGCUCAUCUGUCUGAGCUGGCGAGGCCGCAGUUUGUACCAGAACUUGAUGAAGAUGAUGAGAGCGAGGCUGAGCUUUAUGCAAGCUGGGAGACAUGGAACACGAUCCGGACCAUCUGUAAAUACAGUAACAAGCUGGCGUUGUCACUUGAAAUUCCUCGCCAGCUUCCAUCAGCCAGUCUGUUAUCUCGUUGGACCUCGGAGCCUGUUCGGACUCUGCUCCUUCCACGGACGAGCUUUCUUCGCAAUGCCAAAGGAUUCCCUGUCUUGCCAAAAGCUCACCAACAGUUACUGACGGACUUUCUGCGACUUCGCUUUUCUCCUUGGCUCCUCUUGGCGGACGUUGAUCCCAUCGAGACGAACGACUUCCACCCAGCGCCCGCCCCAGAACCAACUCCUGCAGAGGCUGCAUCUGAUCCCAACGACAGGCCCAAAGAUCCCAUCUCUCACCUUCGCUAUAUCCGUCAUCUCCAACAGACUCAGCCCUCUCGGCCUCCGAUCGAGCGAUUUGGUCAGGGGUACCAGGACUACAUUCAAUCUCCGCUUCAACCCCUGACUGACAACCUCGAAAGCGUCACUUAUGAAGUGUUUGAAAAAGACCCUGUAAAGUACGAGUGGUAUGAAAGUGCCGUCGCUGCGGCUCUAAAGGAUCUGAACGCAUUGCUGAAAGGCAGCCGUCCCAUCGUCGUUGCAGUCGUAGGCGCCGGACGAGGUCCGCUUGUGACCCGUGUGCUCCGCGCGGCGAAAUCCACAGGCAUUGCCACUCAAGCGUGCGCGGUUGAGAAGAAUCCAAACGCACAUGUCCUCAUUCAGCGGCGUAAUGCUACCGACUCGCUCUGGAAUAACUCCGUGCUAGUCUACAAAAGCGAUAUGCGUGCCUGGCCCGGACCUACAAUCGAUGGCAAGGUCCAAAAGGUCGACGUCCUCGUUUCGGAGCUCCUGGGCUCCUUCGGUGACAACGAGCUAUCGCCAGAGUGUCUGGAUGGUGUCCAGCACGUCCUGCACCCGGACCACGGUAUCAACAUCCCGCAGAACUACACGGCAUGGUUGACGCCAAUCUCUACACCAAAACUUCAUAGUGACCUGCUCACUCGCGGAGGGGAGGAUAAAUGGGAACUCCCUGCUGUCGUCAUGCUGCAUCAGUACGACGACCUCUGUACCAUCCCCGGUGGCAGCGAAGGCGCGCUGAUUCCUGACGUCAAGGAAGCCUGGUCCUUUUCGCAUCCCGUCUCUACUGAUAUUCUCGAGCAGGCCGCUCUACGCGCAGGUGGGACUACUGAUGCGGGAGGAUGGACUGGUGGCGACGGAAAGAACGAGCACAACGUUCGAUCCUGCAAAGUCAGCUUCCGCGCUGAGAAUCGCGGCGUAUGCCAUGGACUGGGAGGAUACUUUGAGACGGUUCUCUAUGCACCCGCUGAUGGUGGCAAGAAUAUUGAGCUCUCUAUCAACCCUGUGACGAUUGAUGAGAAGAGCAAAGACAUGAUCAGCUGGUUUCCGAUCUUCUUUCCUUUGAAGACCCCACUCACGAUUCCUGAUGGCGCGGAGAUUGAGGUGAGCAUGUGGCGUCAGACGGACGAUCGCAAGGUCUGGUACGAGUGGGUUGUGGAGGUCUUCAAGAUUGAAGAGGCCGACUAUCCAGUUGGUAAGGAUGGGGAGCAGAUCCGAACAGGGAUGCGCGAAAGGAAAGUGAAGGUAGCAAUGAGUGAAUUGCACUCGUCGAGGGCAAAUGGAUGUCUUAUGUAG